AUGUUAUUCAAUCCGAAACCGUUAAGAGAUCCAAUACAUUUUAAAUUUCCUGUACAAUGCAUUUGGUUGAAACUAAAUGGGUCGUGGCCGUUAAAGCGAAUUCCGUCCAAUGCAUUUGAGAAAUUUUGUGGCUUUCUGUACGACGUGUGGGCCUGGUAUGUCGUGGCCAUGGUUGGCAUAACUAUCGGUUUUCAAACGGCCUUCCUUGUUACAUCCUUCGGCGAUAUAUCGGUGACCACCGAGAAUGGCUGCACUACAUUUAUGGGAGUUCUAAAUUUCGCACGCCUGUUACACCUUCGACUGCACCAAAAUGAAUUUCAUCAGAUGAUUGCGCAAUUCGUUAAGGAUAUCUGGAUUACUAAGUCUUCGCAUCCUUCCGUUGAGCGCGCUUGUGCACGUAAUAUGCGCGUCUAUCAGGUCAUUUCAGUAUUGGAAUCCUGUCUCAUCACAAUGUACUGUGUUAUGCCACUAUUCGAGCUCUACAUGCUAACAUUGAAUGAUGCCGACGGCUUAGUGCCCAUCAACAAACCGUUUCCGUACAAAAUGUUAUUUCCCUAUGACGCAAAUCAUGGCUGGCGCUAUGCUCUCACUUAUGUUUUCACAGCAUGGGCUGGUGUUUGCGUGGUGACCACACUUUUCGCCGAGGAUUCCUUAUUUGGCUUCUUUGUAACCUAUACUUGUGGACAAUUAAAUAUUUUACAUAAAAAAAUUGACAAUAUCACAAUCGAUUCGUAUGCAACAGUUCGGGGUGGUCGUGGCGGCACAGAGGCUGACUAUCAACGGGAAUGCAUCCGACGGCUGGAUAAAAUUGCUGCCAAGCAUAGCGUGUUGUUUGACUUCGUCAAUCAGCUGGAAGAGUUCUUUAGUCCUAUUAUGCUGGUGAACUUCAUGAUUUCGUCAGUUCUAAUUUGCAUGGUGGGCUUUCAGUUGGUGACGGGUAAGAAUAUGUUUGUUGGAGAUUACAUAAAGUUUCUGGUUUACAUCUUCUCCUCGCUUUCACAACUCUUUGUACUUUGCUGGAACGGUGACAAAAUAAUUCAAAACUCCCUCGAGAUGGCCACCCAUUUGUAUGCAUGCAACUGGGAACGUGAUAUCGUAUUUGCUGGCACAGCAAACAACUCGUCAGCCGCUCCACAGCUGAGAAAGUCUUUGCCAACGGUUUAUUACUCCACUGAUAAAGUAUUUCGCAGCAAAUUGCAGUUUAUGAUAAUGCGUAGUCAACGACCAACCUGCAUAACGGCAAUGAAGUUUUCAACGUUAUCCUUAAACAGCUUUUCCGGGUUGAUGAGUACAUCAAUGAGCUAUUUUGCGCUCUUGCAAAGUUUCUACGAAAAUGAGGAAAAUUAAAAGUAUGGCAGUGUGUGGGCCUGGCACCACUCCUUUAAUUGAUUACCGGUCGUAAUUCGAUGCAAAAAGCUAUU
Rhagoletis pomonella (apple maggot) is the source of this 1421-nucleotide messenger RNA. RefSeq names its product odorant receptor 13a-like. NCBI's taxonomy places the organism in Eukaryota, Metazoa, Arthropoda, Insecta, Diptera, Tephritidae. Gene Ontology annotation, molecular function: olfactory receptor activity; odorant binding; ATP binding. Gene Ontology annotation, biological process: detection of chemical stimulus involved in sensory perception of smell; sensory perception of smell. The record is from RefSeq and is a predicted model, not a curated record. The transcript has 6 exons. Bases 1 to 1347 code for a protein of 448 amino acids. Gene Ontology annotation, cellular component: plasma membrane.